Molecule: messenger RNA, 2066 nt
Organism: Umbelopsis ramanniana AG
Lineage: Eukaryota; Fungi; Mucoromycota; Umbelopsidomycetes; Umbelopsidales; Umbelopsidaceae
Exons: 6
Coding region: 226-1683 (485 amino acids)
Biological process (GO): dephosphorylation
Cellular component (GO): fungal-type vacuole membrane
Molecular function (GO): alkaline phosphatase activity
Source: RefSeq, a predicted model, not a curated record
CGUUUUGCAACCAUCGCUGCUGCCGCUUGCCUGUUGAUGCUUUCCGCUGUCGGCAUUGCAACGGCAUUCACCCAUUCAACCUUUGGUAAACAGACCAGUUUUCAUGGUAAGAUAUAGAUUGGAUCCUUUAGCAACCAACCAGCGGAAAUUUUAACCUCUUGCCGUGUAGCACCUAGUAUUUCUGAUUUCCAAAAUGGCUCAGAUGUUCCUAGACGGAACGUUAUCAUGAUGAUAUCGGAUGGCUUUGGCCCUGCGUCUGAGACAUAUGCUCGCACCUAUUUUCAAUACAUCAACAGUUUGCCUUUUGACCACAUGAUGCCUCUCGACACCAUCCAUGUUGGUCAGUCCAGGACCCGAUCUGCUUCCAGUCUGGUCACAGACAGUGCUGCAGGCGCUACAGCUUUCAGCUGCGCUAUGAAAUCUUAUAACGGCGCUAUUGCAGUGAACGUGGACAAAGAGCCAUGCGGGACAGUACUGGAGUCAGCCAAACUCCAUCAUAACAUGUUGACCGGUUUGGUGGCUACGUCUAGGAUUACGCACGCCACUCCAGCAUCCUUCAGUGCUCAUGUUGUUGAUCGUGAUAUGGAAGAUCAGAUAGCCAACCAGCAAAUCGGAGAUAACCCUCUUGGCCGAACCGUUGAUCUCAUGUUGGGUGGAGGAAUUUGCCAUUUCCUACCCAAUACCACAGACGGUAGCUGCCGUUCCGAUGAUGUGGAUUUAUGGAAUGUGUCCACCAAGAAAUACGGAUGGAAAUCCGUUUUUCGAGACCGACAGGAAUUCGACAAGCUUUCCAACAGCGCGGGCGUACUUCCUUUAAUCGGUCUGUUCACGUCCGAUCAUAUGUCGUACGAGAUAGAUCGUAACAACGACACUGAACCAAGUUUACUGGAAAUGUCUGAGAAGGCCUUGGGUAUCCUAAAGGCAGCUACUGCAGAUUCAGACAACGGCUUUUUUUUGAUGAUCGAAGGAAGUCGAAUCGACAUGGCUGCUCACUCAAACGACGCUCCCGCCCAUUUAAAGGACAUCUAUGCCUACCAUGACACUGUGGAUAUGGUCAAGAAAUUUGUGGAUGAAAAUCCAGGUACUAUUCUCAUAUCAACCAGCGACCACGAAACAGGCGGAUUCACUCUUGCUCGACAAGUGAGCAGUGCUUACCCGGAAUAUUUGUGGUACCCAGAUGUUAUUAGCCGUGUCAAGAAUUCUACCGUUGUUUUGGCAGACGCCAUUCAUUCUUUGAAAGGCGCUUCGAACGUUGAGGAACAACGAAUUGUUGCUGAGCAGGUUGUUACUGAAGGCUUGGGUAUUACUGACGCUACUGACGAAGAAAUGGAGUUCCUCUUAUCCAAUCCAUCCCGCUCGGCAUUGGACCAUUUCUUGGCUGACAUGGUAUCCAUCCGUGCCCAACUUGGGUGGACAACCCAUGGCCACAGUGGCGUAGAUGUCAACUUGUAUGCCUACGGUGUGGAUGCAGAUUUAUUGAGAGGGAGCCAUGAAAACACCAACAUUGGCUCUUUCAUUGAGCAUUUCCUAAACCUCGAUUUGAAUCAGAUUACUGAGAGAUUGAACAAGGACAAUGCAUCUUUCCAUAUCUCGACCAUGACGGACGCUCAAAAAACCGUCUUCACCGAUCAUCUUGACCACUAUCAUCAUGAUGAAAGCAACUUGAUUCACCCCUCCCAUUAGAACUAGAAGAAACAUCCCUUGACAUCUAACCCGCAGUCAUCUUACAUUAUUCAUAUAAUCAUUGGCAUACUUGUAUAGCACACUUUUUCCAUUCGUUGUUUCUCUUUUAUACAUAUUUUCUGUUUCCUUUGUUCAUAAACGAAUACAAUUUCCCUUUUGAACUCCUUUUUUCUAUGUGGUAGACCCGCAAAAAGUCUAGCCGUCUAUCGGCGCUUGUUCAAGAAGUCCUCAAUGUCUUGAGGAACGUUAAAGAUUCGGCACUUGGAGCGGAAAACUUGAAGAGAACGUUGUCUCACGAUAUCCUCGACCAUCAAUUCAUUGGAGACCAUUCGUCGCUACGUAGAGUAAAGCAGUAGGCGUGAGCACUGGAACUUGAACGACGG